Messenger RNA from Stereum hirsutum FP-91666 SS1, 1122 nucleotides. RefSeq lists its product as uncharacterized. Bases 1 to 1122 code for a protein of 373 amino acids. The record is from RefSeq and is a predicted model, not a curated record. The transcript has 6 exons. NCBI's taxonomy places the organism in Eukaryota, Fungi, Basidiomycota, Agaricomycetes, Russulales, Stereaceae.
AUGUCGCGCACACAGUCUCACAAGGUUACGCCCGCAGUGCAAGCUCGUAUUUCAGACUGCCAGCUUGUCAACCGCGAAACGAGCGCGAAGAAGGUCGCAGACUACCGCGACACACUCUUUAUCCUUCAAGAAGAACAAUUUGAGAAGAAAGGACAUCCCGAAGGCUCCCCUUGGCAGGUCUGGUUCCGCGAAAUUUCGCAGUCUCUCCCUCCGCCCCUCGACACAUCCGACCCAAACAACGUAUCAGGACUAUCUGUGUAUGACUUCCACGAUCCGCAAACGAGGAAUGUUGUGCUCAAGAAGGAUGCGGCGUUCCUUCCGAAGAAUAUUUUCUUCCGCACAGUAGACACGGGGAGAUUGUUACCAAUGGAGUGUGCGGAUUUCAGGAUCGAAUGGUAUGCACAUGAGAGCCAUUGGGAGGGCGUCGAUGACAUGCAGAAGAAGGAGAAAAAUGCUCCGAGUUGGGAGGCGUAUACGCUCGCAAUCAUGAUUCACGAACUCGUCGUCCUUCGCAAUAUGCACGAUCAAGGAGGUGCAGAUAUCCCUGUCGUUGUCCUCAACUGGUCAAAUCGUACCAUAGGCCUCGCCAUGGACUACUGGGUGAAUAUGAGCAAAGGAAUCUGGGCGGACAAGCCCGAAGAACGCGACAAAGAGUUCCAGCACGUCUACGACCACACUAAGGAAGAUGGUCUUCCGUGCUUUUACCAGGCUGACCUUCUUGUGCGAUCCUUAAUCCACGACGAAGCAGUAGGCUAUGUACCUCCUUUCAUUGUUUUCCAACAACGAGACACUGCGCACGGAAAAUCUCGCAUCCUCUUCACUUCUCCUCUCAACACGCCUCCUCGCACCUUCCUCGCCUCCUUCCCUGUCGGCUGCAACAGCCCCCACUGCAACAACCCCACAUGUGCCUCCUUCCUCUUCCACCUCCCCCCCUCCGAUCCUCUCUCGAGACACGCUUAUGCCACCCUCGCGGGCAACACCCCGAUGGUCCGCGACCGCAAAAAGACGCAAAACGAGAAGUUGUUGAGAUGUCAAAGGUGUAGAGAAGUCGUUUAUUGUUGCAAGGAACACCAGACAAGAGAUUGGAAGUCGCAUAAGAAGAUUUGUGAGAAACGUCAAUAG